CACUGACAGAUAAAGCACAGAGCCGACCUCCCGGCAGAUCACAGCUUCUGGACUUGCCGUUGUCUCCAGUGUCACCUGGAGGAUUCACCCCAGACAUGCAGCUCUGUUUCUGGGCUGGAGCUCGGUGUCUCCUGCCCGUCCUGGUCCUUCUGUCCGUCCUUCAUGUCCGAGCAGCGGAGCAGCUUCCACCCAGAGAGAGACACUACUACAUCGCUGCUGUGGAGAUAGACUGGAAGUACUCUGACAAUGACACCCACAGCUAUAAGAAAGUGGUGUUUCGAGAGUAUGAGAAAGAUUUCAGGAAGGCGAAGGCUCAUCCCUCGUGGUUAGGUCUGCUCGGACCCACCCUGAGGGCGGCGGAGGGCGAGACCCUCGUGGUCACUUUCAGGAACAUGGCGACCACGUCACACAGCCUUCACCCCCACGGGGUCGCUUACGGGAAGCAGUCGGAGGGAGCCCACUACUUUGACAACACGUCCCAGAAAGAGAAAGAGGACGACGUGGUGCAGCCGAACGGGGAACACGUGUACCACUGGGAGGUGACGUCAGACGUGUCACCGCAGCCGGACGACCCCGCCUGCCUCACCUACACCUACAUCUCCCACCAGAACGUGGUGGAGGACUUCAACGCCGGCCUCAUCGGCGCGCUGCUCGUCUGCAAACCUAAAAGCCUGAAUGAGUCGGGGCAGCAGAUCCACUUCCACCAGGAGUACGUGCUCCUCUUUGGGGUUUUUGAUGAGAAGGAGAGCAGGUACAAAACCAUCGGCCACGCCCCCGACAACCACGUCAAAUACACCAUCAACGGCUUCACCAAGGGGUCACUGCCAGAUGUGAGUGUGUGCGCUCAUGCCUCCGUGAGUCUGCAUCUCUUGGGCAUGGCCUCGGAGCCGGAGGUCUUCUCGGUGCACAUGAACGGGCAGGUGCUGCAGCAGGCCGGCCACAGAGUGUCCUCAGUGGGUCUGAUCAGCGGCUCCACCGCCACUGCCAGCAUGGUGGCCAUCCACACAGGCCGCUGGCUGCUGUCCUCACACAUCAGCAGGCACAUCCAAGCUGGCCUGCACGGGUUUGUGGAUGUGAAGACGUGCGGCGGGUUCGAGGCUCCACACCGACGGCUGACUCACGCACAGAAGAAAGAAAGCAGGGAGUGGGUCUACUUCAUCGCCGCUGAGGAAAUUGUCUGGGACUAUGCACCUAACCUGCAGCCACAUGUUGAUGAGGACUUCAGGCUGCAGUACUUGACACAGUCAUCGACACGCAUAGGUCAGAAGUACAAGAAGGCCGUGUACACGCAGUACAGGAACGAGUCGUUCACAGAGAGGAUUGAGAGCAAGCAAAGGAAGAACGAGCUCGGGAUCCUGGGCCCAGUGAUCAGAGCCCAGAUCAGAGACGUUAUCAAGAUUGUUUUUAAGAACAUGGCGUCCAGGCCUUACAGCAUCUAUCCACACGGUCUGACAAUCCUGAAGUCAGAGGAGGGAGCCAACUACCCAGAAGGAGGAAACCAUUCCCACGGGGUUCAGCCUGGUGAGACGCACACGUACGUCUGGAGAGUGGUGGAGGAGGACGAGCCUUUGGACGGAGACUCCCGAUGUCUGACUCGGAUGUACCACAGCGCAGUGGACGCACCACGAGACAUCGCAUCAGGACUGAUCGGACCGAUCCUCAUCUGCAAGAGUCAGUCGCUCAACCGCAGGAACGUGCAGUUGAAAGCAGACAAGGAGCAACACGCCAUGCUCGCUGUGUUCGAUGAAAACCAGAGCUGGUACCUGGAUCACAACAUCGCUCACUACUGUGAUCCAACCAGAGUCAACAAGGCCGACCCGGACUUCUACAAAUCCAAUGUCAUGCACACGAUUAACGGUUACAUGUUUGAGAGCGGCCCGCUCUUGGGCUUCUGCAACGGCGAGAUAGCAACGUGGCACGUGUCGAGCGUCGGGGCUCAGGACUACAUCCAGACGGCUACCUUCUACGGUCACAUGUUCCAGUUGAACGAGCGGCCGGAGGACUUCCUCAGCCUCUACCCCAUGACUGGAGAAACCAUCAGCAUGACCAUGGACAACGCCGGUGUCUGGCUCAUGGCUUCUCUGAACUCUCAUGAGACGACCAAAGGGAUGCGGGUGAAGUUCCAGGAUGUUGAGUGUUAUCGCGAGUACCAGUUCGAUUCCAAUGAGGAGAAGGAGGACUCCAAUGAAUUCAACAAGUGGAAGCUUCCGAGCAUCGCAGACAUCAAGAAGGAAGAGGAGCAGCCGAAGAACAAGAAUGUGGUGGUGGACAUUGACACAGACAUGUUUGCAGCAGAGAUGGGUCUCAGGUCCCGGAGAAACCAGACGACCGACUCAGACAUGGAGAAGCUGGACCUCUCUAACCUCGACAGCGACCUCAUGGAUCUGCCCGACGGACCAGAACCAAACUCAAUGAACAAGACAUUGUUUUCAAAUCGUGAAGAGGCCGAUGGAGCGAACCUCACAGUGGUGGAUUCUCUGAGUGAGAAUACGACUCGUAUACAGAGCACGAUUGCAGCGUCAACACCUAACAGCUCAUUGAAAACAGAGAACACGACCGCCUCAUAUAACCAAUCACUGAAGAACGAGAGUAUAACUUCAAGCAGCAAAGUUUCACAAAAUGCUUCUAAACCUGAUAAUUAUGCCGUGUCUGACACGGAGAACAAAACUUUCAUCAACGCUACAGAAUUAUCAGCAGCUGGAAAUGUUUCUGCAGAGAUAACGAACCUGAGAGGAACCAAACCAGAAACUGCUAAUCAUACCGUAACAGAACAAGAAACUACAGACAUUACAGCAGUAGAACAAGAAACUACAAACAUUACAGCAGUAGAACAAGAAACAACCGACAUUACAGCAGUAGAACAAGAAACUACAGACAUUACAGCAGUAGAACAAGAAACUACAGACAUUACAGCAGUAGAACAAGAAACUACAAACAUUACAGCAGUAGAACAAGAAACUACAAACAUUACAGCAGUAGAACAAGAAACUACAAACAUUACAGCAGUAGAACAGGAAACUACCAACUUUACAGCCACAGAACAAGGAAAUGUAAGUUCCCUGGUGGAGACUGAAAGUAAAGAGGAAACCCUGACUGGUGAUAAAUGGACGAUCUUGGCUGAAGACUCAGAGGAGAGACUCACCAGAGGAGACGUGUUCUCUUACUCUGAUUCUCAGUCCAACACCAACAGUUCCCUCAGUCUGCAGGAGACACAGAGGGAAGAUGAGAAUAACACAGCAACUGACAUGUCAGCAGAUGCAGCAUUGUCCUCUCUGGACACUGGAGGGUUUAACAGCACAGACAGAUACAACCUGAGGAUCCUCGUGUCAGAGGUGGAGAACGACAGAAGCAGUGGUAUCGACUCUUUGAGCUCUGGAGCAGGGCUGGAGAACAAACCUCAUCCAAACAUAUCCAGAUCAAAUUCUUCAGGUUUGAGGAACAAGACAUCGUCUGCAGAAAGAAACCAGACGGUGGAUGGGGACUCGUCCAGAUCCAGUGUUGGAGUCAGAACCGGAAGUUCUGAGGAUCUCAGGGCCUCCGAGAGCAGCGAAGAAGUUCUGAUCUACCUCGGACAAAACAACAUGGAGGUGAUUAAAUCCACCUCUGUUAAAACACAGGGCCACAACUGGACUUACGAGGGAACUCACCAAACGGAGACCAUAGAGAUUCCCGACCACAUGAUUAAAUAUUUCCCGAGACCGACCCCUCGAACAACACCAGCUCCAAAGAGGAAGAAGAAGACGGUGCACCUCCGCCAGAGGCCUCAGAAGGGUGAGGGCAUGAAAACCAAGAGGAGGAAGGAGUACAAGCCUGUGGCCAGGAGCAGUUUGCCGUUCUCUCCUCGUGGAUUCAACCCAAGCAUGACGCCACGCGGGGCCCGACCCAACGUGCCUGUCACCUUCUCUGAUGAGGAGGAGCUCCUAAAUGAGCCCGUGGUGAUCGGCGUGCCGCGGCAUGACUUCAGUGACUACGAGCUGUAUGUUCCUGGAGAUGAACCGGAUCAUCUCGAGAUGGACGAGCCGGACGUGAAAGACAACGAGUAUGAAUACGUGGUCUACAAAGACCCCUACAGCAGCCACGAGGACGCCAAGAGCCAGUACCUGGACGAGACCUCCAAAUACAUCUUGAAAAAUUCAGGCCCCAACGUCAGGAUGUACUUCAUCGCUGCAGAGGAGGUGACGUGGGACUACAGCGGCUACGGACAGAGGAGACAAGACAAAGUGCAACUGAACACCCGGAAAACCACGUUCUCCAAAGUGGUUUUCAGAAGCUACAUGGACAGUAGCUUCAGCACCCCCGACGUCCGGGGAGAGAUAGACGAGCAUCUGGGAAUCCUGGGACCGGUCAUCAAGGCCGAGGUCGGACAAAGCAUCAUGGUGGUGUUCAGGAACAACGCCGACCGGCCGUACUCCGUCCAUCCCAACGGGGUCACCUACACCAAGAGGACCGAGGGUCUGUCCUACGAGGACGGCUCCAAGUACUGGUUCAAGUACGACAACGAGGUUCAACCCAAUUCCACCUUCACGUAUCUGUGGAAGCUCCCCAUCGAGGUCGGGCCAAAGCCGGGCGACACUGACUGUCGGACUUGGGCCUAUUACUCAGGUGUCAACCCUGAGCGGGACAUCCACACGGGCCUGAUCGGGCCUCUGCUGGUGUGUCGGGAGGGAACCCUGAGCAGGAACCUGCCGGACCUCAGGGAGUUCAUGCUGCUGUUCAUGACCUUCGACGAGUCUCAGAGCUGGCUCUUCGAGAAGAACCACGAGAGGAUGCAGAGGAAAAGUCGCAGGAAAUACUUUGACCCUUACUUCAAGGACAAACUCAAGUUCCAAUCCAUCAACGGGAUCAUUUACAACCUGAAGGGUCUGAGGAUGAGCACCCACCAGCCCGUGCACUGGCACCUCAUCAACAUGGGUUCUCCCAAAGACUUUCAGAGUGUCCACUUCCACGGCCAGACGUUCCUGCACCGGGGGACCAGCAGCCACAGACAGGCUGUCUACCCUCUGCUGCCCGGGAGCUCUGCGACCCUGGAGAUGUUUCCUGCCAAACCUGGUCUGUGGCAGCUGGAGACAGAAGUCGGUUCUAUCCAGCAGCAGGGAAUGCAGACUCUCUUCCUGAUUCUAGACAACGACUGUAACCGUCCACUGGGUCUGGAGUCCGGCAGCGUGACAGAUGCUCAGAUCACAGCAGUCAACACCAGAAGAAACUGGGAGCCGCAUUACGCCAGACUGAACAAUCACGGUAGAUACAACGCGUGGAGCACAGAGCAGAACAACAGCUGGAUUCAGGUGGACUUCCAGAGGCCAGUCGUGAUCAGUCAGGUGGCCACGCAGGGAGCCAAGCAGAUGUUCAACCCCCACUUCGUGGUCAAGUACUUCAUCUCCUACAGCACGGACCGCAGGAAGUGGAUCUUCUACAAGGGCGACAGCACGGGCCUCAGGAAGGUCUUCGUUGGGAACCAGGAAGCGUACGAGACAAAGAGAAACACCUUCUCUCCACCUCUGAUUGGACGGUUCAUCAGACUCCACCCCAUCCACUGGAACACCAAGGCCACAGUUCGCAUGGAGCUCUACGGCUGCGAGCUCGACGGAUGCUCGGUGCCUCUGGGGAUCGAGAGCGGACUCAUCGGGGAUCAUCUCAUCACGGCCAGCUCCACGGCCAGCAGCUGGUACUCUGGACCCUGGAGGCCGUCCCUCGCUCGCCUCAACAAGCAGGGCACCAUCAACGCCUGGCAGGCCAAGUACAACGACAUGAGCCAGUGGCUGCAGGUGGAGCUGCCGCAGGUGAAGAAGAUCACAGGUAUCAUCACCCAGGGAGCCAAGUCAGUGGGGACAGAGAUGUACGUCAUGUCCUACACGCUCCAGUACAGCGCCGACGGGGUCACCUGGAACCAGUACACCGACGACGAGGAGACCCAGUACAAGACGUUCCCAGGAAAUAUCAACAACAACGACCACGUGAAGAACUACAUCUACCCCCCCAUCUUCUCACGCUUCAUCCGAAUCGUCCCCAGCAGCUGGAUGAGCUCCAUCACCAUGAGGGUGGAGCUGCUGGGCUGCGACUUUGAGUAAUCACACACACACACAUAGAAGUCAGUUCCCUAAAUAUGUGAAAGAACUCCCUGUAUAGAGGAUAAAACAAAUACAGAUAUAUGAAAUCAAAGCUUUUAUAAUGUAAACCCACACAUGCAUUUGUUACACUCAUCAAAGUUUGUGGAACUGAACAGAAACAUAAAUCUCCUCAAUAUCAGUUCCUCUCUGGUCAGGAUCAGGGGUUUGAACCUGACAGGAUGUGAAAGUGUUGAAUUAUUAUAUUACAUCUUCAUGUGUUUUUAAUGCUGUUAUUUGUGUCAUUGGUUUGUGCUUCAUACUUUUCCAUGUGCAGAGACAUAUUUAGAGAAAUUCUAUAUAGAGAUAGUGGGGUUCCCCCCCCCCCCCCCCCCCCCAUUCACAUAACACAUAUCUAAUGCAAAGUCUGGUUCUAUGUGAUAUUAUUCUUCACUCUUUUGUUAAUAUUUCUGUGAUUUUUCAAAACUCUGGCAUGUGAAACUUUGUACUUUAUGAAAUGAAUCUAGAUGAAUGUAAAUAUGUAAGUAGAGGCCUUGUAAUUUAUUUUACAAUAAAUAAGAUAACAUAU
Platichthys flesus (European flounder) is the source of this 6633-nucleotide messenger RNA. RefSeq names its product coagulation factor V (gene f5). Lineage: Eukaryota; Metazoa; Chordata; Actinopteri; Pleuronectiformes; Pleuronectidae. Gene Ontology annotation, molecular function: oxidoreductase activity; copper ion binding. The transcript has 25 exons. The record is from RefSeq and is a predicted model, not a curated record. The coding region runs from base 96 to 6068 and encodes 1990 amino acids.